CAUUUUAAUACAUUCCAUGUUAACGCAGGGGUUUCGUAAACUUUUAACCAAUUUUCGAACCAAGCAAUUGUGGAUAUAUGUUUAUUUAAUAAUAUGUACUGGUAUAGUGGAAGGUUGCUUACCAGGACGCGGUGGUGGGCGGCGUCGAAGUCCUAGAAAGCUUACUCCUUUAGUAUAUAAACAGCAUGUGCCAAAUGUAUCAGAGUACAGUUUAGCGGCAAGUGGGCCAUCUAGUGAAAGAAUAGUACGUAAUAGUACAGGUUUUAAAUUACUAGUACCCAAUUAUAAUGCUGAUGUGAUUUUCAAGGAUGAAGAAGGUACUGGAGCCGAUCGACUAAUGACGCAAAGGUGCAAAGAAAUAUUGGACACUUUGGCCAUAUCUGUGAUGAAUCAAUGGCCAGGAGUGAGAUUGAGGGUGACAGAAGGAUUCGACGAAGAAGGACAUCAUUCUCCUAAUUCUCUACACUACAGUGGCAGGGCUGUAGACAUUACAACGAGUGACAGGGAUCGUUCUAAAUAUGGCAUGCUGGCCAGAUUGGCUGUUGAAGCGGGAUUUAAUUGGGUUUAUUAUGAAUCCAGAGGACACAUACACUGCUCUGUCAGAUCAGAUUCUGAUGGAGCUAGCAGAGGUAAUGGUUGUUUCCAUAGCAGCUCAACAGUUACUACCAGAAAUGGAAUUAAGUUAUUAAAAGAUGUGGAAAUUGGUGAUGAAGUAGCUUCUAGGUUUUCGCCAGAAGGAUCUCUGAUUUACAGCACUGUCAUAAACUUUUUGCAUAGGGAUUAUGAAUUAAAAACUGAUUUUAUUCGUGUAAGGACUAAUUCCAACAAUACUCUAUUAUUAACACCAAAUCAUUUAAUUUUUCGGUAUUCAAAGCAAUUAGUAGAAGCUGUUUUAGCUAGUGAUAUUAAUCCUGGUGAUUUACUGUUGAUAAAGCUUGACAAUAAUUUAACUGCAUUGUCAGCUGUAUUAGACUUGACAAUAUUUUCUUUGACUGGUGUUCAUGCGCCUGUUACAGAAGAUGGAACAAUAAUAGUGAAUGACAUUUAUGUAUCAUGCUACGCUACUGUAAGAAGCCACACAGUAGCUCACCUGACAAUGCUACCUUUAAGAAUUAACUUUCUUUUAAAAAGAAAGGGAUUAGAGUUGGGUAGAAUAUUGAAAAUUCCAAAAUCAUUAUUGAAAUAUCUUUACUGUCAAUGUAUAAAAUGUGAAGAUACUUCAUCUGUAAAUAGAGUUCUUAACUCAACAAAAUCUUUCAAGACUUCUUUUAAAGGAGUUCAUUGGUAUGCCAAAUUAUUGUAUUUCAUAACUCUUUCAUUUUUGCCGAAAUUGAAAUAAAUUUUUAUAAGUUG
Messenger RNA from Parasteatoda tepidariorum (common house spider), 1353 nucleotides. RefSeq names its product desert hedgehog protein B-like. Gene Ontology annotation, biological process: cell fate specification; smoothened signaling pathway; cell-cell signaling. The record is from RefSeq and is a predicted model, not a curated record. Gene Ontology annotation, molecular function: patched binding; calcium ion binding. NCBI's taxonomy places the organism in Eukaryota, Metazoa, Arthropoda, Arachnida, Araneae, Theridiidae.